AUGCCCUUUGGAGAGGCCUUACAGCAGAUGCCACUCUACUCAAAGUUCCUGAAAGAUUUGCUAACCAAAAAGAGCAAGUACAUACAAAGUGACACCAUUGUUAUGGAGGGAAAUUGUAGUGCAGUGAUUCAACGGAUCCUUCCACUGAAGCACAAAGAUCCUGGAAGUGUCACUAUACCAUGCUAUAUUGGUGCUGUGUUUGUUGGCAAAGCUCUCAUUGACUUCGGAGCUAGUAUAAAUUUAAUGCCACUCUCCAUGUGCAGGAGGUUAGGAGAGAUGGAAAUUAUGCCAACCAAUUUGACACUUCAAUUAGCAGAUCGUUCUGUUACCAGACCCUAUGGCAUUAUUGAAGAUGUUUUGGUUAGAGUGAAGCAUUUCACUUUCCCAGCUGACUUUGUAGUGAUGGACAUCGAAGAGGAUACUGAGAUCUCCUUGAUCUUGGUUCGUCCCUUCAUGCUGACUGCUAGCUGUGUAGUGGACAUGGGAAAGAAAAAGCUUGAGAUGGGAAUUAAUGAUUAG
This is a messenger RNA of Glycine soja, 519 nucleotides long. RefSeq lists its product as uncharacterized. The record is from RefSeq and is a predicted model, not a curated record. The transcript has a single exon. Bases 1 to 519 code for a protein of 172 amino acids. Lineage: Eukaryota; Viridiplantae; Streptophyta; Magnoliopsida; Fabales; Fabaceae.